AUGGAGUGCAGCGGAAAGGUAACAGCUGAGUGAUCGUUACAGGACUGUGUCCUACACUUAGACAUCAUGCACAAAGCAAGAACUUCUCUGCACAGCACACAUAAUCAAAAAAAGAGCAAAGAUUAAACACAUUUUUAUUCUUAUCACAUGCCAAAUACUGUUUAUGUCUGAUAGAAUCUUUCUCUCAAGUCUACAUUAGGGAGCAACAUGCGUUAAAGUAAGGAUUUCUGCACUGUCAGACAUCCUGCAGGUGACCUUUGGUGACCUCUGCUACGCAACAAAGACAAAUCAAAAAUAUGUAUUUUAAAGGUUUUGAUAAGAUAAGUAAUGUUCAGUUAACAAAAGUGAGAAAUCUGUGUGUAUUUGUGCAGGACAGUAAACAAAAACUGAUUUAGAAUAAACAGUAUGACUGGAACUGGGAGGAGUAUGAGCCUUUGAAAGAGGAUAAAAAUACGAACAUCAUGAAAAAAAUGUGCAGCUUAGGUUUUCUGAGACUGCAAAUGUUGGGUUUGGUGCCCACUGAAGUUUUUGUAGCUUUAAGCUGCUUAAAUGUCCUCCCUGCACUCUUUGCAUUGUGUGAACAAAGCUGUCCAUCAGCAGGGCAUCUCUAAAAUACCUUUUGUCUUACGCAUAUAUCUUAGAAGAGAGGAACAAAACAGCUCUGUUCUCCUGCACAAAUGUACAACUCUCAUGGCUAAUUUGAAAUUUUUUUUAAACCAUUUCAAUAAUUUUAUCUUUUCCUAUUUCAGGGUCCUUGACAGUUGUAGCAAAAGCUUUUCACUAAUUUAUUUAUGCAUACUACUCAUAUAUUUAUAUUUUCAUCUCUGUUGUCAUUCUGUGUUAAUUGUAUUAGCACCUAAACACUAAGAUAAAUUCCUAGUAUGUGUAAAUAUACUUUUCAGUGAGCCGGAUUCAGACUGUGAAAGUUUUCAAAUUUGCUCAUUUCAGCAAGUAAAAGUCCUUAAAAACAAAGUCCUGUCAGGGAAAUGCGGCCCUGCUGUGAUGCACAAUAAUACCAUUUGCAUGCAUUUUUACAUUUUAACUAAGGAUUGUUUAAUAUUUGGAAGUUUGCUUUUACUUUGCAUGUAAAAGGUUAAUCUGAAAAGCAAUGAAGCAUCAAACAUUACUUUGUAAGUGUACUUCAAUAAAACAUAUUUUUCUUCAGUUUGUUUCAGCUCUAAGCCUGUAUGAUAUAUAUAUGGAAUUAUUAGAUGCUUUUUGUUAAAAGUUUCCAAAGGUUUUUAAUCACAGAGAUGUUCAGUCCACUCUGCCUGUGACUGAUGAGUCUGAUUCUGAGUUAAAAAUGGAUUUUAGAUAGAAAAUAAGAGACACUUAUUUUACUACAAUUGGCACAAGUGUCUUCUGCAUCACCAGAAAAAAACAGUCACAUUGCAAACAAGGUAACCUUAAAAUAAAGUGCAUAAAAAGAAAGCUAUAAGCUCUACACAGUCACAUCAGCGGGGUAGCGUGUGGGCUCUGCAGAAUCCCUGCAGAUACAUCUUUCUAAAAUCCUAAAUUUUGGAUAUACUUUACCCUUUGUAACACUGAAACAGAAACUCUCUAGUACUUUUUUAUUAACUUUUGCACACAUUCAUCUAUGUUACUAAACAUGUUUUACAAGAAAUGAGUCAUAAACAGUCACCAAGUUAUAAUUUUUGCAUUGUAGGCUUUUAAAUUAUGUUCCACUUUGCAUUGUUUCAGACCAGCACCAGAAUUUGAAACAUUGAAAACAAUUGUCCUUUGUAUAUAUAUGGUUGUGCAUGUCUUUUGUGGUCUACUCAAAUAAUCUUAGGUGGUUAAAGCCAAAACUUUCCGUUCCUGGUGCUGGGAUUUUACAGGUGCUGCACCUGUGGCCUGAAUAGAAUGGAGGAUAGACCUCAGUAGAGAGAAUAAAGAGCUUGUAACAGAGGUGGCUGCAGAAAGUGAUUUACAUUUUUUUUGUAAUAAUCAUCAAAGAAAACCACACAGUGAUGGUUUGUGAACCAGUACAUGUUUGCCAAGAGAAUCCACACAUGCACAGAGAGAGCAUGCAAACUCAAUACUAGGGUGAAGGCUGGGAUCUGAACCUGUAACCUUCUUAUUGUGGAGCAACAACACUGGACCUGAAUACAGCUGUUUAGAUAGAUAGAUAGAUAGAUAGAUAGAUAGAUAGAUAGAUAGAUAGAUAGAUAGGUGCUCAUAUGUCUGUGCUGUGCUUUCUGAAUAAGAUACUUUAACAUGCAUGUGUUAGUGGGAAUGUUUUUAAAGGGAAAAGCAUCUCAGCAGUCAGAGCACAGUGACUUUUUUUUUUUUUAAAUAACACUUUUUCUGAAAACUCUCACCUAUAAAUGUUUGUAUGUGUCUGAUUCUGCAGACUGUACUGGUAAUAAGAGAUUCAGACCUUCAGCCUUGUUUCUUUGUUUUAACACCAGGUGACGCCCCAGCUGAUGAUGGCUGCAGGGACAGCUGUGAUUGGCUCGCUACAGUUUGGCUACAACACAGGAGUCAUCAACGCCCCACAGCAUGUAAGUAUUUAUCAGUGAAUAUAACCUGCAUCUUCUCUUUAUAGUCACCAUUAAUUGACCUCUGAUUCUAGUUAUCUUUAUUUAAUGAAAGCUAUUUUUUAGGGAAAAAAGAAACUAUAAGAAGACAUCUUUGGUUCUAUUUUCUUUGGCGGAUGAUAAAAAUAUCUUGGAGAGAAAAUAAAGCAGAUUAUUGUUUAUCUAUGCAAACCUGGCAGGAAACUUGGGGUAAUUUUUCAGCUACAGGUAGUCUCCUCAUUCUUUCUGAUAAGCUCCUCACAUCUACAAACUGUUAAUUUUGUGACAAAAUCAAAAUUGUCCUCCUCAAGGAAUGAGCUCUUAGAUUCUGACAGCAGAGCAUGUUUUGGAUGUUAAUCUCUGUCUCCUAAGUCACUGAGGAGCUUCUAAAUCAGUCAGCUGCCCCUGAAGGUGGUCUGACAGAAAUCUAAAAUGACAAGGAGCGGGUUAAUGAGAUAAUGAAGCAGUUUGCUGGAGGCAUUACGGAUAAAGGAGCUCAAGGUUAUCAGAUUGGUAGCAUGCUGUGCUUGUAGUUGAACAACAGAAAAGCACAUAGGUCAGGCAGAGACAAGAAGGCUUGAAUUAUUUGGCACGCUCACAACAUCGGGGCAGUUUGAAGUACUCUGCAUUGACAAAGAAAAGACUAAAAGUAAAGAACAAGUUGAAUGCAGCAACACAAACAGUUUAGAAUUUAUGUGUUGUGAUGUGGGUAAUCUAACACGUCACAUACUAGUAUAGACUGCUUUGGAUGGGAUAUAUUUUAUAUUAAUUUGGGCAACAACUGAUGAAAGAUAUCCUUAAAAAAAAAAAAAGAAGGUACAGUUUGUUUGACCAGUGGAAGUAGGUCUUACUAUGCUAGGGCUGGUUAGUAGAGGUGAGUUUCAGCAUGACUGGGUCAUGCACAAGCACAAACAGGUACACAUCGUGGACAUAACAUAAAAUGGAACAAGUAAUUUUAAUCAACAGCAGCAAAGAAUCCAAAACUUUAAGUGAGUAACUUAAAAUAAGGCACAGCGUUGGUUAAGUUGCAGCCAUGUUUUCUGUUUUGUUGCUCAUUGUGCUGACUCUGACACCAUGCUUCUUGUAAACAAGAGUGCACUUAGUGAUGACAUGUUGACGAGGAGUAAUUCUGUUCAGACUUGGUUAGGCCAGCAGCAAUGUGAGUGCUGGCCAGUAGGGAGACUAUAGGUGGGGGGACACAUUUGGGGCCAAAUGUAACAGAUGCUUUAUUCUCUUGAUACGCCGAUGACACAGUGAUGUACUGCUGUCUUUUACUGAUUGUUGAAUACUCUCAGAAUGAAUAUGACUUUGCUGAGAAUAAACUGCUUGAACUGAAGUUUGUUCUAAAUGCAGAGAAGAGAAAAAAGUAUGUUCUUCACCAACUUAAAAUGUACCAGUGAUUGUUAUGUUUGAUGGAAAGGAUCAACUAAGUCAUUGGGAUUCAUCCCUUGCAGUUCAUGAAAGUCUGCAUCAAAUGUCACUGCAAUGCUGGAAAGUUAGGCCACCCAGAAUGAAAACUAACAAAAUUAUGAUGGUCCUGGAGAAGAAAUCAUGACCACUGAAGUCAGCAGGUGUUUAAAUGAUUCAUUCUGGACCUUAGUGGUCAAGACAGAGUGAUCAACCAACAACAUCAACAACUGUAUCAAUAAAAAACAAAACCUGAAAUGAGUGAGUUAUAUUAAUCAUUGCUCUCAUGAGUCACUGUAUUUGUGUUUCAGAUCAUUGAGAGCUUCUACAAUGAGACGUGGCACCACAGAUUUUCAGAGGACAUCUCUCACACCACUUUAACAGCUCUGUGGUCACUCUCUGUGGCCAUCUUCUCUGUAGGAGGAAUGCUUGGCUCCUUCUCUGUUGGACUCUUUGUCAACCGUUUUGGCAGGUAAGUCUCUCCUCCUCUGGAUUUUCUUCAUCAUUCCAUGAAGUUUACAUACAGACUGUUUAUAAAUGCUCUUCUGUUUCUAAAGGAAGAACUCCAUGCUCAUGGCCAACGUGCUCGCCUUUAUUGCUGCUGCGUUUAUGGGCUUUUCCAAACUGGCUGGUUCUUUUGAGAUGCUAAUCAUCGGACGGUUUAUCAUUGGACUCUACUCCGGGCUCUCGACUGGGUUUGUGCCCCUUUAUGUUGAGGAAAUCUCACCGACGUCAAUCCGUGGAGCGCUGGGCACUUUACAUCAGCUCGGUGUGGUGGUUGGCAUCCUCCUCGCACAGGUGAGCGCAUGUACCAACCUGUGGAAGCUGUUGACUGACACAAUAAUUCUAGUAUUCUUAUUUUAUUCUUAUUUUCUUUUUACAAAGCCAGAUAAAACCCGAUGAGAUCAGGGUCACUUUCACAAGGGUGACCUGGCCAAGAGGUCAGUUUUAUCAUAUGACAAUAUUACUGGAAGCUUCACCUGCAUGUGGGCCAAUGAAAGAAAUUGGAACUAUGAAAAUUCUCACUUAAUACUUGAAGCUUGGGCCCAUAUGAGCACUUUUGGUCAGACUGAUUUUUGUCAAGUUUGGGCUUUGGAUGGGAUUUGAAUGAAUCGAAGUUUGGGCCUUCUUUGGCAGCCAAGAGGAAUAGUCAUGGGGCAGGGAUUGGGUAUUACAAUAAUACAAAAAUCAAUAAUACAAUACAGUAUUACAAUAAUCUACCAGGGUCCGAUGAGGAUCUAAAAUGGGAUAAAUUUGUGCCUUAACUGAUCUCCAUGGAAACUGUUGGGUCAAAAUACCCAAGGUUGGUGUCAUUUUUGGCUAAUGGGUUGAGUUGACCUGUGAUAUGUUCAUGAUAACCUUGCUCAUAUGCUGAAAAUUCUAGAGGGGAACAUUGACAGAACUAAUUUAAUAACUCACAGUCAAAAUCAUUGUUGCCCAGCAGAGACAUUCAGACUCCCAAGUACAUUUAUAAUCAUUAUUGAUGCAUUGGACCGCCUUGAAACCAAAUGGUACCUAAUUUACCUUUUGAAGGCUUUGAUAGUGGCCUCAAUCGCAUGAAAUCUUGAUGGUAUUGGAAAUUAAGUAAAUGUAAGUGUCCUUUGGAGAAUAAAUCAAGGUUUUCAAUUGAAUUAAAUCAUUUCUUUUUGCUCAUUGGUGGUUGCAUUUAUGGCAGUUGGGCGUCAUCUUUUAUGGGCCACCAAAAGACCCCAUGGCUUCACCAAAAUACAAGAGCUGUUUUGCCCACUGUGAGAUUUUGUUGUCUUAAUCUGAGGAUACACAUGCUUUUGAACACAUGUGCACAAUUUCUGCAAAGAUGUCUGUCAAAAUAGUUGGGGAAAGGAAAGUUUGAUGCUAAAAUCUAGAGGAGAACUCACUUGGGGCAGUGUCGAUGGUGUGUUCAGACCACUGGUCAUCACAAUCAGGUAUAUGCACGAGGUUAUGAUUUGCCCUCUAAAGGUAUACUCCAGUAGGACUUAUAGAGUUUAGUCAAGUUUGUGAACAAUUAAGUCAUGACCCAGUCAGUUGUGGAAGUUAAUGCAAGAUUGUAUAGCAAAUACUUUACAUCUCUAGCCUUAGUGAUGAAGGCAAAAACAUCUCAUGAGUAAGACUUGGAGGGUUUGAUUUACAGUCUAUGCACCAAUGAGGCUCAUGGUCAAUUUGUUGCAUUUUGUUGAGUUAGAUUUUGGUGGAUGGCAUUGAUUGUUUUUUUAAUAUAUGGGGGAUUUACUAAGAUUUGAUCAAGUCCACCUAGUGCACCGGAAAUCGUGCAUCAUCUGCUCUUUCCGCCUGCUCUGUCUGAUACUAUAAUUUACAAAGCAGAUUGUGUCAGUGAUAUUCAACCAUGAAAAUGCUCACAAAGUUCUGGAGCUUUUUGCACUUUGCUCCUGUUUUGCAUUUGAUUGAGACUCAAACGAUCCAUAAAGCAUCUCCAUGCAUCUCUGCAGAAAGCUGUGGUGUGCACUCUCAUCCUGACUUUGGGGAAAGUUUGAUAUACAGGAAGAGACAGUGGGUCAGUGAGGAUCAAAGUUUAACCCAGGCUGCUGGGUCAAGGACUAAGCCUCUUAUGGGGUGCACACUUUAGCUGUUGAGGUACAUGUGUCCCUGCAAUGAUUUGUCAGAUUCUGUAUUAGCGACAUGGGGAUAAAGUUUUACUGUAACACCAGGUCCCGUUAGGGCUUGAGAUUAUCCACCAACUUGCCAAAAUUGGGCCAGCUCUUUAAGCAUUCACCACAAGCAUACGAGGUGAUACUUGGCAGCAAGAGUACAGGACAAAUCCUGUUUUAAAGAGCCACUAUCAGUCUGUGUACUUAAUUUAUUCAAUGAAUGAGGGUUUGACAAACAGAGGUGAGGUACACCGCAGGGCAUAUCUCAUUCAACACGGAUAAGAAAGUGUUGUUUUCUAAUUGGAGAUGGUAACGGAGCUGAAGUAGCCGAGGGUUGCUGCAUGACGUGCAAAUUCAGGCUGAUCAUUUUUGAGCAGGGAAAAGAGGCUUUGUAUUUUUUGGUCCUCUGAGCAGGAGCUCUGUAUCUAUGGCCUGGAGGCAGAAGCUCAAACUCACUAAGCAGGGAGUGAUCAGGACAAUCGGAUAUAGCCUGAGCCUUCCGUACGACCUGCUUAAAUCCCUGGUUUGUAUUUUGAAAUACAAAAAAGCAGCUCCUCAGUGGGUUUUUACCACAGGUGAGCUGCAUGGGGGGCUACCAAGGCCAUACAGCCACAUAUUAUCACUGGAGAUGAAAUCACAAAGUCAUUGACCCCAACAAACUUUAAAUCCUAAAAUGAUCACCUUAACUGUGCUCUCUACUAACCCAUCACCUCAAACCUACCUGAUAGUAACCCUGUAAGUUGGGGAUUAAUGCGGCCUAAAUUUGUUUUUCGGCCAACUCUGUCUGGAAGGCAGCUAAUUGAAUGUUGUGUAAUCAUGACAGAAAUCAGACAUUGACAAAACUUUGUGUAACCCAUGAGGAGAAAUGAUAUUUAAAUCCAAAGAGCCGCCUGGCACUGCAUACAGCAUGUGUUUCUUAAAAAUGGAUUUUGGCUGUAAAAUUUUGUCCUGCCAACUGUCCAAAUUGUUGCUCCAUGCAACAGAGUUUUUUUUUUGCAACUGUAUUGUCAUUUUGUAAACCUUUCUGUAACUAAAUUCGGUGAGAAAUGAAGUUUGCUUUGAUUGGGUUUGUUCACUGCUGGUCCGUCUCGAAGGAUUAAACCUUUAGUCUGCAAAGAAACUUCCUGUGCUCGAAGUGAGUUCGUAAAAGCAACCUGUGUAAACAACUUAAUACGAGUAAAGCCUUAGUCUGAUAAUUGACCAUAAUUAGAUUAUUGAGUGCUCGUAAACCUUUCCAAGACUGUAAGUUAGAGCAAGAAAAGAAGUUUUGCUAAUGAGAAGUCUGUUGCAAUGUAUUGAGAUGGUAAUGAGAUGUCAAAUUUUGCCAAUUAAGCUUGUUCACUUGGUUGCAACCAACAUGUCUAAAAUUGGUGAUUUCAGGUCAAGUGUCUUUGCAGAACAUAGACAGUCAUUGUCUUUCACUUUUUCAGGUCUUUAUAUUUUGCAUUUUGUAUUUGACUUAAGAGUUUUGCAGAUUUUUUUGAUUGAUGUACGAUGACUUAAGAGUAACAGGGGGAGCAAGAGAAGUCCAGCCCAUCCUGGACAAUAUUUCCUACCUACACAUGAAAUAUGGAUGUGGCUCAGUCUUGUGACAUUUAUAAGAUUUAGGCUGUCGGCAAGAACUUGAUGUUGUGAAAGUCUGCAGAAACAACAAACGUGGCAUGGGCAGGCACCAGCAGUUUGGUGAUCUUGACAAAUUAAUCAGCACAUUUUUUUUUCCCGCAGGACAGAGCAAACACUUUAGAUGAUGCCCAAUCUUUCCAUCUUGUUGUUGUUAGCAAAUUGCUAGUGAAUGAAUAUAGACUUUAUGUGAUCAAUUCCUGUAGAGAACUGACCAACAAACUUUACUUUUAUGGUGUGCCUAUUUAGGGGUAAGAAGCUGAUCUGAUCUGUUUAUUACAGAGGGAGCUGCUGAGUAUCCUGACUAUGAUCUGUAACAAAUCUAGUUUUAUGUGUAUUGCACAGUGUUGCAUACAGUGUGGGUAAGCAGCAUAUUGUGUCUGUAUUUUAGAUCUUUGGAAUCGAAGCCAUCAUGGGUAACUCCACCCUGUGGCCCCUUCUGUUGAGUUUCACGCUGCUGCCAGCUGUGCUGCAGUGCAUCCUGCUCCCCCUCUGCCCUGAGAGCCCCCGAUACCUGCUCAUCAACUGCAAUGAGGAGACCAAAGCUCGCAGCAGUGAGAUAUACUCACAAUGGACACACACAUCAUGCAAAACAUGCAACCAUAAAUAAAGUCCUCAAUGAUAUAUCUUGAUACUUCCGACCAUGACUUGUACCUUCUAUGUGUCACAUUUUUAUAAAUCCUGCUCCAGGUUGAUGUAACUAAGUUAAACUUGUGUUUUUCAGUCCUGGUGAAGCUGCGGGGUACUGACGAGGUGAGCGAGGACAUGCAUGAGAUGAAGGAGGAGAGCCAGCAGAUGAUGAGGGAGAAGAAAGUGACCAUUCCUGAGCUGUUUCGCUCUCCAGCCUACAGGCAGCCCAUCUUUGUGGCCAUCAUGCUGCAGCUUUCACAGCAGCUGUCUGGUAUCAAUGCUGUAAGUCACAAGACCCAAAUGGUCCUUCACUGUCAGGGCCAUGCUGAAGCAAGAAAGUGCAUAAAGCUAAUUUUUCUUCUUUUCAAACACUGCAGAUACACUGGGUGCAUGCAAAAGCCCAAAGCAAAGUGCUGUCCUCUCACAAAACAACAAUACAGGAAAAAAAGCAAUAGAUAAAUGAUGAAUUUUACCCGCUUAAACAUGGAAAAGGAGGCUCUUCAGUCUGUUAAACUCUCUAAAAAGGCCAACGCUAAAAAGCCUAUGAAGACUUUACAAAUCUGUAACAUGAAGUAAUUAACCCAGCAGUGUUUGGAGUUCUCCUCAACAAUAUCUGGCUAAAUAAGUUUAACUAGGGUUCCAAGUUCUGUAGUAAGCCAGAUUUAUGUUGACAGGUGACUUUUAAAACUUGGCAGAGAUAGAUGUAACUAAACUCUGCUGGUUGGUAUGAAUCCAAGAAAUCCUGGCAUCACUUCUUACAAAUAAGCCAACAAACUGGUCAGCUUUAAUAGCUGCAGCCAGGAGAAAGUUAAUCCUGGAGAAAGAGGAUAAAUAUAUCCCCCUGUGUGCACUUUUCAAAGAAAAUUCCAGAAAUGACAGGGUUAGCUUAGAGGAGACAUGCAUGUAUCCAAAUUCUGUCAUUCAUCAUCCUCUCCAGGUGUUUUACUACUCUACUGGGAUCUUCCAUCGAGCUGGCGUGUCCCAGCCGGUCUAUGCAACUAUUGGUACAGGAGUGGUCAAUACGGCCUUCACUGUGGUGUCUGUAAGUCACAAAUGGACCUUUAAAAGGAUGCUGAGCUCCAGCAUGUGGUCAACAUGAUGUCUGAAGUCACCAUCUCUCCUUCCCUGCAGCUGUUUGUGGUGGAGCGGAUGGGCAGGAGACCUCUUCACCUCAUUGGUCUGAUGGGAAUGGCCAUCUCUGCAGUUUUCCUGACCGUUGCUAUGGCACUGUUGGUGAGUAUUUGUAAUCAUCUUUACUUGAUCCACCAGGCUCUGAAAUAAAUGACCGAACAUCUCUCUGUCUUAUCAGGAUCAUUUCAGCUGGAUGUCCUACGUCAGCAUUGCGGCCAUCUUUUGCUUCGUAGCCUUCUUUGAGAUUGGUCCCGGGCCCAUCCCCUGGUUCAUCGUGGCUGAGCUCUUCAGUCAGGGACCUCGGCCUGCUGCAAUUGCAGUUGCUGGUUUCUGUAACUGGUCUGCAAACUUCAUCGUGGGAAUGGGUUUCCAGUAUGUUGAGGUAAGCUUCUAUUUCAAGACAUUUUUUUAUGUAGGACAUUAACAUUAUUCUCUCAUGGUGUUGAUUCAGUUUUAACUGAUUGUAAAAUAGGAUCACUUUCAUACAGAUGCUUCUUCAUGUACAAUGAGAUUGGCAGCAACUUGAUUUAAUACUCCAUUAUUUUAAUAAUUUGGGUUGUGUUUUCCAAAAAAAAGCUGGGUCAAUAUUAGGCACUCAUCCUGGAGUUACUUUGUUCAGAGUGCUUAAGUUUUGCAGUAAGAAGUAAGUUAACAGGCAGAAGGAGUUUUUUGUUCUUUGAUAUCAGGGCUGUGACAGUGAUGUUUCACCUGUAAGUUUGGUCUCUGUUUGUAAACUAAUAGCUGAAAUACAUCAGAGUUUGGUGUAACUGUGAAUUUUCAUUUCCCGCCAUUACAUUUCAAUGUGUUAAAGCUCUGCUAACAUUCAAAAUAUCUUCAAAAGUUUCCUGUGCUUUUAGGGACCCAGCUUGAACACAUACCUAUUUGAUCUGUUUUCAAAAGUGACAAUGCCAUCCACUGGAAUUAAGAAGUUUCUACUUCUGCAAAGUCAUGUUUCCAACCCCACCUUGUUUACUGAAUUCUACUUAAUUUUGUUCACUCAGAGAUCUUAACCUCACUUUUCUGUAAAACUUACAAGUCUUUACUUUGUCUUAUACUAUGUCCACUAUAUCCGUCCAGUUAUUUGCUACAAACAAGAAGUCAUUUUUUUAGGGGUUUAGAGUAGCCACAUGUAAAGUCACCAAAAGGCCAUAGAGCUAACUAGAAUUAACAACAUUAAGAACGUCUCAGUGUGCUUUUGUGUUACUCUCAAGGCUGUAAAAGUAUCUGCUGUAAAAGUAAAUAUUCCAAUACUGUCUUUAAUGGGGAUUGCUUGGCUUUUGAGGACAGCUCCAAGUGGACAGCAGAGGAACUGCAGCUUUUUGUAUUCCCGCUCAUUUUUCAACACUGGGUUUUGUUGCUUGCCUGAAACACAGCAGCACAGCUAACAGACUUUGAGCAUCCCACUGAGUGUUAUUCCAGAGAGAAAUGGCAGCUGUGUGAGCAUAACGUAAUAACAUUUCUUCAUGUUUUACUUUUACACCCCUGCAGCAACUCUGUGGCCCAUACGUCUUCAUCAUCUUCACCGUCCUGCUGCUUGGCUUCUUUGUGUUCACCUACUUCAAGGUGCCGGAGACAAAGGGCCGCACCUUUGAUGGGAUUGCAGCAGGUUUCCGUCAGUCAGGGGGUCACAGUGCAGAUAAAUACUCUGCUCCUGAAGAGUUCAACACCCUGCGAGGGGAAGACCCUGACCUCUGA
Messenger RNA from Xyrichtys novacula (pearly razorfish), 11608 nucleotides. Lineage: Eukaryota; Metazoa; Chordata; Actinopteri; Labriformes; Labridae. The record is from the annotation of a GenBank genome assembly.